UUGUUACUUGUCCUUUUAACUUCACUAUAACAUGGAUAACCUUUCUCCUUCCUUUUUUUUCGAGAGAUUUGCUUAAAUAGGGGCGGAACUGCACAGAACGAAUCAUGAGGAAGCCAGAGGGUUCUGAAGCCGUUGUCGAAGUUAACAAGAAAGGAGAGGAACAGGUCGUGCUGAAUCUGAGCGUUGUUUCCGGUAUGCUGUGCCCGCUUGGUGCUGUAAACCUCUCCAAAAGCCAUCUAGAGGAUCUGCCAGAUUACUUUGACAGCCUUCCCAAACUGCGCGUCCUCAAUGUUUCUGGAAACAUGCUCAAAUCACUGCCUCGGAGCCUUGGCCGUUGUAGCUUCCUCGAGACACUGGAUGCCAGUUUCAACCAGCUUGAGUAUCUCUUCUUGAGCUUUGGAGCCAACCUCCCGAGACUGAAGCGCCUCCACCUCCAGCUCAACAAGCUCAAAGCUCUCCCGGAAAGCAUCGGCAAGAUGGCCUCCCUCGUCCACCUCGAGGUCCAGUUCAACAAGCUGGUGUCGCUGCCUCCCACCAUCGGCGACCUCAAGAGCCUGCAAACGCUCGACGCCAGCGGCAACUUUAGCACCAGCGUCCCAGACUCCAUCGGUUACGCCUCGUCCCUCACGUACUUGGAUCUCAGCUACAACCAGAUCGCGAGGCUGCCACUCUCGGUGGGAAAUCUCACGCAGCUGCAGGAGCUCAAGCUCUUUCACAAUCCUCUAGUAGUUCCCCCACUCGAAGUGGCCGAGCACAGCACUAAAGCGGUGGUGGAGUACAUGUCACAGGAGCUACAAAAGCCUCCCGGCGCUAGGCCGAGGCGCCACUUUGCUUUGCUUUCUAGUCUUAGGCCGCCGCUUCUUAGACCGCCGUGGCUUAGGGAGCUCCUUUGUCGGGGCUCGUCAAUGGACUACUUCGUAGAACUCAAACAAACUUAAAAACCAUCGUGUAUCUGCCACGUCAGCAACUUGCGUGGAGAUACGUGGCGAA
Messenger RNA from Selaginella moellendorffii, 990 nucleotides. RefSeq names its product plant intracellular Ras-group-related LRR protein 3. Gene Ontology annotation, molecular function: protein binding. The coding region runs from base 105 to 938 and encodes 277 amino acids. The record is from RefSeq and is a predicted model, not a curated record. NCBI's taxonomy places the organism in Eukaryota, Viridiplantae, Streptophyta, Lycopodiopsida, Selaginellales, Selaginellaceae. The transcript is spliced from 4 exons.